Oryza sativa Japonica Group (Japanese rice) is the source of this 2191-nucleotide messenger RNA. NCBI's taxonomy places the organism in Eukaryota, Viridiplantae, Streptophyta, Magnoliopsida, Poales, Poaceae. The record is from RefSeq and is a predicted model, not a curated record.
UAUAUUUUUUUGGCUUGGACCGGGCCGAGAUUCCGGGCUUCCGCGUUCACCGGCGACGGCGUCCUGGCCGGCGACGGCCACCACCCUCAGCCUCAGGGACGCCAUGGGGCACCUCCGUCCGCUUGUACCACCUUCGUUUCCGAAUCCCUCGCACUAGGUCAACCGCCCUGCCUCUGGCCCCCACCUGUCCACCCGCCGCUUCUCAACCCCACAGCCAAAGCUCCGCCGCCUCGCCGGCCACCGCGGCCGUCCGUCCACUACGGCAUCCUGAGGGCGCCGAGCCGCCGAGGCGCUCCGCCGCGAGUGCGCUGUUUGUUGAGCACAGGGGCAUUAUGGGAUGGGAUGGUGACCACCGGCCAUUCCAGGCAGUCAGGCACCACUGGUUCUUGGAUGCGUCAGCCAUGGCGCAAGAUCUUUCUUCCUCGGCAGUGUGGCCGGGUCCUCGUCGAAGAAUCUCGCGGGAUCCUUCCGCCGUUCUUUAUCAGCUGAACCUGCAACGCGAGUGAAGGUGUAGAAGGAAUCCCAAACUGGAGAAAUGCACCUUCUUCUUCUUCUUCAAUGAGGGGAGUUGUGAAAAGCUCUUCAACUAUACACUUUGCUGAAGAUCAGUGCGUUCAUCGGUUGCGUGCUUUAUGUUUCUCACUACUAGAUUGCUCUCAGAUCAUUAUUUCGACAGAAAACGGCCAUGUCGUGUCGAUAUAUGCUCAAUUGCUCACAUGGACGAAGGGAAUGCACCUGCAAUCAGGAUAUGUGGUUGAGCAAAAGAGCCUGCUAUCAUGGAAAACACCUGCAAGAGGAUCUCCAACACCCCCAACUCCAUGCCAGUGCUCCAAGGAUGGGCAGACCUCCCAGAUGACCUACUGCAGUGUGUCCUUGCUCUGUUGAGUUCACCCAGUGACCUUGCUGCCUUCAUUGCCACCUGCCCCAAUUGGCAUGCUGCCUUCAGGUCUGCAAAAUCUACCUUACGCACCACCCUCUUCCGUCCUCUUGCCAUCCGCAGCUGCGCUUCCUCUGGCGAUGAUCCAGUAGUAUGGGAGCUCUUUGAUCCAGCCAAGCCAACCAUCUGCAUACACCGCGUGACUCCGCCAGAUUUUCUGGCGGGGAUGGAUUAUGAAUGCUGUUCUUAUGGCCAUGCCAUCUUCUCUGGCAAUGCCCCCUCGCUGAAGGACACAACCUUCGCCAUCGUCGACGUGUUCACCGGCACUAGUGUUUCACCUCCACCCUGCCCAUUCUUUACUUUUGUCAACUCUUGUGCCCUCACAGCUCCCCUUGAUUAUCACAACUCGCAUUUCCUUGUCGAGGCCAAGCACUCCCUGUUCGCAUGGCGAGUUGGAAGCGACCAUUGGUCGCAGUGCAGUUGCCCGCCCAAUUCUAAAGCUCUUGAGCAGUUUGUGCCCUUCAAAGGCCAGCUCUAUGCCCUCGAGUAUCAGCAGCUUUACACCGUCAAGCUGGAACCCCAGCUCAGCCUGGAAGAAGUACAAGUUGUCUGGAGCGUCGAGAUGUCGGAGCCUGACCUCUGCGAGCCAUCGCUGGUGGUGUGUGAUGACAUGCUCAUCCUGCUCGCCGCCUCCAUCGGCGAGGCCUUCUGCCUUGACCUGUCAUCCCAGCCUGCAAUGUGGGUGAAGAUGGAAGAGGAAGAGUUGAAGGAAUGGGCCUUCUUCUUCGAUGAGAAGAGGGAGGCUUUCAGGCCACGGCCACCAUUGUCUUGCAAGAACCCACAGAGAUGGGGAGGGAUCGGCUAUGAUUCAUACUGUGUGUCAUCCUUGGCGCCAAAUCAAGGCAAUCGCAGAGGGUUGCUGCCCAACUGGGUGAAGCCCAGGAUGCUACUCUCUUGCGAUCAUUAGCUGCUACAAGGAAGCUUUGUUUGGGUUUAUCUUCUGCUGAAAUUCUCUCCUCAAGUGCUGCAGAGCAGAAGGGCUUUUGCAACUCAAGCUACUAUAUCUAUGAUGGCAUCUGAAUUCUGAACAGGCUGCAAGGGAUGGCUUGCAGGAUGUUUAUGUUUUUGGUGAACUGCCAUGUUCGUUUUAAUUAUCGUCUGUUAGAAAUAAUAGUAAUGGUUGUUUUGUUAUUUGGGUUAGUUUUCUGGAGGCAAACUGUUGUGCCUGUUACUCUGAAUGUCUGAACCUUGUUUUAUCUCUCUACAAGAAAUAAUAUUUACCUUGUUGUGAAGGGGAAAAAUGGUAUUGCAUCC